AUCAAAAGCUCCAUACUUAAUUAAGAUCCUGAAUUCCAGAAGAUCUUCUCUUCAUUCUUUGCGUCAGCAAGCCGCGCUCCUUGAGAACAAAACAAAACCAAAAAAUAUAAAAUCAAAAAAAUUCAGACAUUCGCCUUAUGGAAACCGCUACAUAUCCCAUUUCAUACGCACUCCGCCUUUGCGGCGGCGCCACCACAACCGCCAACACCACUAUCACACACUCCACUAGCACUACUGCAAAACUGCCCCAUCACGUCUAUGCCAAGCGUUUAUGUAGUAGUAAUUCUCUACUCGCUUCUCCAACAAUUUGUCAUUUUUACAGUUUCACCAGCAAAUUCAACAAGAGGUUACAGUCUGAUCGCUUCAUUGGUAGUGCCUCCUUACAAGAUACUCCUGAAAGUAACCCAUCUCAGAAAUUCGCCCUUUUGCUUGAAGUUGAAAGGGUUUUAAUGGAUGUUUAUCGCCUAGGUAAUCGGCAAGCUUUUAAUGUAGCAUUUAGAAAGCUGGGAUUAGACUGUGCGAAUUGGACUGAACCAGUUUAUAUGGACCUUGUAAGGAAAUGUGCUGGUGAUGAGGAAAGGAUGUUAAUUUUGUAUUUUAAUAGGAUUGGUUGGCCCACCUCAGUUGCGACAAAUGAGAAGGGGACUUUUAUGAAGAAUGUUCUCCGAGAGAAGAAGAAUGCACUGGAUGAUCUGGUCAUGUCAAAAGCUUUUUCUUUGAGACCCGGUGUUGAAGAGUUCAUUGAUGAUGCUUGUGCGGAAGGCGUGCCAGUGGUUAUCUUGACAGCAUAUGGUAUAAGUGGGGAAAAAGUUGCAAGAUCGAUUGUUGAAAAGCUGGGAACUGAUAGAAUGUCAAAGACUAAGAUUGUCGGGGAUGACGAGGUAAAACAAAGCUUUUAUGGCCAACUUGUGUUUGGAAAAGGAGUUUCUUCCAGUUUGGAUGAGCAAUUAGCUAACGAAGUGAGCAGAGCAGCUUCUGCUGAGAGACAGAGAAUUGCUGAGGAGGUUGCUUCUAUGCUGAAGCUGAAAGUUGAACUUAAUAAUAAUUCAACUGAAAGCUUGCAGAAUAUUGUAGCUGCAUUGAGGGCAGGGGCAGAAUAUGCAGGAGUACCAAUUUACAAGUGCGUUCUGGUUGCUGGAAGCCAAUCCGGAGUGGCUGCUGCUGAGCGAAUUGGCAUGCCUUGUGUAGUUCUCCGGAGCAGCUCGACGUCGAGGGCUGAAUUUCGUUCUGCAGCUGCUGUAAUGGAUGGAUUUGGCGGUGCAGAUUUAAGCAUUUCUAGACUCCGGAGAAAAUUGUUAUCCUAAUUUCCUAUCCCUGUCCAGUGCACAAUCUGUCUGUUUCUUUUUCUUUUUUUAAUUUUCGUAACCAAGGUGACAGUUUUGCGUUCAUCGUUAUUUCGUCUGGGUUUUAUUUGAGGAAGAUGAGCUGUUAAUUAACUUGGGAUUGCAAUUUUAUUCUUUAUUUCAAGAAACAUCCCGCGAUUG
This is a messenger RNA of Sesamum indicum (sesame), 1484 nucleotides long. Its product is annotated as Haloacid dehalogenase-like hydrolase (HAD) superfamily protein. The record is from RefSeq and is a predicted model, not a curated record. Gene Ontology annotation, molecular function: hydrolase activity. Lineage: Eukaryota; Viridiplantae; Streptophyta; Magnoliopsida; Lamiales; Pedaliaceae.